Messenger RNA from Tauraco erythrolophus (red-crested turaco), 915 nucleotides. NCBI's taxonomy places the organism in Eukaryota, Metazoa, Chordata, Aves, Musophagiformes, Musophagidae. The record is from RefSeq and is a predicted model, not a curated record.
AGAGAAGCAACCUGGCCGGGGUGCGCCACAUCCUGCUGGUGCUCUCCGGGAAGGGGGGCGUGGGGAAGAGCACCAUCUCCACCGAGCUGGCUCUGUCGCUGCGACACUCCGGGAAGAAGGUGGGGAUCCUGGACGUGGACCUGUGUGGCCCCAGCAUACCCCGCAUGUUCAGGGUGCAGGACAACGACGUGCACCAGUGCGACAGCGGCUGGGUCCCCGUCUUUGUGGACCAAGACAAGAGCAUCUCGCUCAUGUCUAUUGGCUUCCUGCUGGAGAAGCCGGAUGAUGCUGUGGUGUGGAGAGGACCCAAGAAAAAUGCUUUGAUCAAACAAUUUGUCACUGAUGUGGCCUGGGGGGACCUGGACUUCCUGAUCGUGGACACACCACCGGGCACGUCUGAUGAGCACAUCUCCACAGUGGAGGCCUUGCGGCCCUACAAGCCGCUUGGAGCAAUCCUGGUCACAACACCUCAGGCCAUGUCUGUGGGAGACGUGAGGCGAGAGCUGACCUUCUGUAAGAAGACAGGCCUACGAGUUCUUGGCAUCGUGGAGAACAUGAGCGGCUUUGUCUGCCCGCACUGCUCGGAGUGCACAAACAUCUUUUCCAAAGGGGGAGGCGAGGAGCUGGCCAAGCACGCCGGGGUCCCCUUCCUAGGCUGUGUUCCCCUGGACCCCCAGCUCAGCCAGAGCUUGGAGGAAGGCAGAGACUUCAUCCAAGAGUUUCCCAAGAGCUCUGCCUUCCCUGCCUUGACUCGCAUCGCCCAGCAGAUCUUGGAUGGUACGUCGCAGCGGAGCUCCUGAGGAGGACGUGGAGCUGGACUCCUGCCGGCAGAGCCUUUUCCCUGGCAGCACCACCGUGCCAGUGGGGAAGGGGGAUGCAAAACCAGUUUAGCUACAAAACUGUCUCAGUGGGGGA